AUGGCUGAGCCAAACGGCAUUUAUAACCCAGACAAUGACCUGGACAUUGAUGAAGAAGCUACUGAUCAAGGAUGUAUCGACUGCGAGAAUGACUUCAAAGCAGCUGGUGCUCAUUAUCUGACAGUGGGAUCAAGGGAUCCCAUCUCAGGAAAUUGGAUUGCAUUAAUGUUUCCUGAAAUUAGACCAGACCGUCUUCGAAGUAUAUCCUAUUUGAUGGAAUUAGGUGCGCUCUACGAUGAUCUUAUCGAAAAUGCGGCAUCCGCAGAGCAGUACGAUCAAAUCAACCAUAGCACUGCGGAUUAUAUGACAGGAAAAAGUGACUCGGAAAAUGGAAAUAGUAUGGUAAAGGCGAUGAAGGCACGAGCAGUCCUUCAAGUUUUGGAAUUGGACGAAGUUCGUGGCAAACUAGUUAUUGAAAAAUACGCGAGAUUUGUCAAUGUUAGCCACGAAGCGCGAUCGGAAUUCAAAACACUCGAUGAGUACAUGGAUCUUAGAGCUGUAGAUCUCGGCAUGCUUUGUUUCUGGGAGACUUACAAGUUUGGAGCAGAUAUCUUCUUGACAGCGGAAGAGAACAAAUCUGUGGAAUUGCUCGAGAAGCUGGUUUCAAAGAGUGUUACGCUCCUUAAUGAUUAUUUUUCAUGGGAUAAAGAGUAUGCCAACUAUAUUAGGCGGGAAAAUCCCCAGCCUCUUGUGAACUGCGUGCAGCUUUUCAUGAACUGGAGAUCCGUAGAUGUUUUCGAGGCGAAGAAAUUGGUUCGCGAAGAAAUAUUUUUGAACGAGGAGCGCUUCUGCCGUACCAGAGCUGAGUACGUUUUGAAGCAUUCGCCAGGGCCACAAUUACGCCGCUGGCUUAAGUUACUGGAGUACUGCAUUGCGGGGAACGCUCUCUGGCACACGACAACAAUGCGAUACAGAGAAUGGAAGCUACCAUCCUCGGCAAACCAAAUAUCCAAAUGUAUCCUUGAUGAAGACCAAAAUCUCGUUGAUGCGCAUGGGGCAAUAGCCGAUGAAAAGACUGUAACGCAGUCAGUCGAAGACAACAGCGACGUAUUAUUGACACGGAAGGAACCUGUUUAUACUGUUUUCAGUAGCGAUACAAUGAAUUCUGCCUACAGUAGUUCCAGCAUUUUGUCAGAAGUCUCUGAGGUCAUCAGCGAAAACACAGGUAGUAUCUGUCAGCCCAACGGCAUAGAGAAGAAAAUAAAGAACUCUCGUACCUUGCCAAACUCCAGCCAUCAAAGCCUCAAUGCAGAUUCUACAGUCAUACUUGAUAAGACUACGGCAGAACACACCCGCGAUAGGUCUAUUUCCUGCCGUAAUUCUGAGCUAUCACUAAAUGACUCGGUUGCCCAGAAAUCAGACUUCAACUUAGCCUCGGAGUUGGCUCUACCCAGGCUCGAUAAUCAGGUAAGGCGGAUGUUUCACUUUAAUUGGAAGCGUGCUAAAGUUGUGCAGUUUGUUCGGGAGCCCUACAAUUACCUGGCAUCUCUUCCUUCAAAAGGGGUGAGAGAUGACUUAAUAGAUGGUCUAAACAACUGGUUCUUCGUUCCGCGAGGCGCUCUCACAACUAUCCGAGAAUUGAUAAAGACUCUAAAUAAUGUCUCACUUAUGCUCGAUGACAUCGAAGAUGAAACCACCAUCAGACGAGGAUACCCCGCGACUCAUGUCGUCUUCGGUGUCAGCCAAACUCUCAACUCGGUAAACUACAUCGAUAUAUCAGUUGAGGCCCUUAUGACCCUGUUCGGUCGGUACUAUCAGAUCCAAGAUGACUACAAGGACCUCCUUCCUGCAGUCUCAAACACACCAUCAUGCACCGACUUAGACCAAGGCAAUUUUUCCCUCCCUAUAAUCCAUGCCAUACGACGACAAUCCGAGAAAGGUAGUACAGAACUGCUCAGCAUCCUUCAAUCUCGAGCGAAGACGGGUGGGAUAUCUGCUGAAAUGAAGAAGCUCGUAUUGUCAAGAUUGGAAGAAGCAGGGAGUUUGGAAUUCACCAAGACUACACUUAGAAAAUUGCACUCGGGUUUGAAGAAGAACCUGAAUGGCCUGGAAGAGAAUGCUGGGGUGAAUUGGAUCUUGAGACUGUUGCUUCAUCGUUUGAAACUCUGA
Sclerotinia sclerotiorum 1980 UF-70 is the source of this 2109-nucleotide messenger RNA. RefSeq lists its product as hypothetical. Gene Ontology annotation, cellular component: transferase complex. Lineage: Eukaryota; Fungi; Ascomycota; Leotiomycetes; Helotiales; Sclerotiniaceae. The coding region runs from base 1 to 2109 and encodes 702 amino acids. The transcript has 7 exons. Gene Ontology annotation, biological process: ubiquinone biosynthetic process; isoprenoid biosynthetic process. The record is from RefSeq and is a predicted model, not a curated record. Gene Ontology annotation, molecular function: prenyltransferase activity.